ACUGGCGUCGUCCCGUUUGUGUUUCUUCAUCCUCCAACUCCUGACAAAUAUAAAAGCUACGGCGGAGAACUGAUCCACAAAACAUUAUGGGCUGAUAGCAGGGACAUUGGGCUUCCCGGGAACACACUUGUUUUCCUUCAUCCGCGCCGGCGAACAACUUUUAUUCCAGGAAAACCCGCUGGAAGUAACGCGUGCUGUGAACAAUUUUGCACAAUUCGCGUUAAAUUGACCCAAACAGACGGAACCGGGGACAAAAUCAUCCAAUGCAUAUCGAAAUUGAAUCUAUGCUCGAGCGGAUGCACGCGGUUCGGUCGGUGUCGGAUUCCGUUUUUGCUUUUAAUACAUGGAUACAUUUUCCCAACUAACACAGUCCGGCCAUUGACUUUGAGUGACGUGGUCGAGAUUAUUUAGUGUUAAACCUGCUAUAAAUUAAAUGUCACAAUAUCUAAGUUACGGGUGACACUUGGGACGAUAAUAUGGGUUUAUAUGGGGGGGAAUACGGUGGGUGGCUCCGCUGUGUUUGCCGCUUUUUGGACAGAAUUGCUUAUAACUGUCACUAUGGCAGUCGCCACUCGAGCUCCAUUGUCAGGAAAGUUGCCAACACCUCCAAAGAUCAGGGAUUCUGAUACCGGAUCAGAAAAUUGAUCACUAUAUCUCGGAUAGGGGUGUAAGUGGCUGCCGUGUGACCAGGUGUGAGUCCAGCUGCUAGGGGGGCUGCAGCCGACACCAAAGUCCUUCAAUAUAGGGCGCAGUGAUGGCUUUCUUUUGUUCAGGAACUGGCGCAUCAGACCACAGUCAAUAACAGGAAGCGGUGGUGAAAAAGCAGCAGCCAAACAGAGACUUCUCCCCCGGUUAGACCACUCCCUUCAUCCGCCGACAGAGGGACGUCCUCAACACUGACUGGACCUCCUGAGCACCAACACUCAAACGCACCACCUCAAAGGUUUGACAGUUGUAACAACACUUGGAUGUGUGAGCAGGUGUCAGUGGCCAAGUGCUGUGCUGACAGCCGAGCCGAUAGAGGCCCACCAGUUGGACCCGCACCAAGGCGCUCUUUGUGAAUGUCUUACCAUUUCCGCCACAAAACUCACCCUCCCUCAUCUCAGUAUGUAGAGCAGGGUAGAGGACGGCAGAAGUAUUUCCCAGUAUGUACCAAACAGUGCUCCACCUCACUUCGAUGUCCACACAGAAACAUCCUGAGAAACCAGUGUGGCUGUUUGCUGUUGGUCCACCUCGAAAACAAGUUUAACAUAACAAGAUUAAGAUUUCAUCAGCUGGACCCAGAGAACACCGGUUUCAUCGCAGUGGAGAACUUCACCAGCUUGGUGGAGCACCAUGAGCUGCAGCUGGACCCGUCCAAACUGGACAUGCUGUUAGCCCUGGUCCAGAGCAAUGAAGAGGGACAGGUGUGCUACCAGGAGCUCAUCGAGCUGAUGAGCAGUAAGCGCUCCAGCAGUUUCCGACGGGCCAUCGCCAAUGGCCGCCGCACACUGCAGAGGGAGAUCCUGCUGGACGAGACGGGGUUGGGUCUGUACAAACGUUUUGUUCGCUAUGUGGCCUACGAGAUCCUGCCCUGCGAGACAGACCGGCGCUGGUACUUCCACCAGAACCGCCUGUGUCCCCCGCCUGUGUUCAUCGCCAUCGUCACUAUCGUACAGAUUAUCGUGUUCAUGUGCUAUGGCAUCAUGCUUAACAAGUGGGUACUGCAGACCUAUCAGCCUGACUUCAUGAAGAGCCCCCUGGUCUACCAUCCUGGCCACCGCGCGCAAGUGUGGCGCUUCUUCAGCUACAUGUUCAUGCACGUUGGUUUGGAGCAGCUGGGGUUCAAUGCGUUACUGCAGCUGAUGAUUGGCGUUCCUUUGGAGAUGGUCCAUGGCAUCUUACGAAUAAGUCUGCUUUACAUGGCGGGAGUGCUGGCCGGCUCGCUGACAGUGUCCAUCACCGACAUGCGGGCUCCAGUGGUGGGGGGCUCCGGGGGGGUCUACGCUCUGUGCUCGGCUCAUCUGGCCAACGUCGUCAUGAACUGGGCCGGGAUGCGCUGUCCAUACAAGCUGCUCCGCAUGAUCCUGGCGCUAGUUUGCAUGAGUUCGGAGGUGGGUCGUGCAGUCUGGCUCCGCUUCUCACCCCCGCUGCCCUCCUCGGGGCCCCAGCCCAGCUUCAUGGCACACCUGUCGGGGGCUGUGGUCGGUAUCAGCAUGGGGCUGCUGAUUCUUCGAAGCUACGAGGAGAGCCUGCAGAAACAGUGCUCCUGGUGGGUCAUCGUCUUCUCCUUCAUCACCUUCCUCCUCUUCGCCAUCUUCUGGAACAUCUUUGCAUAUGAGCUGCUGGGGGUGCAGAUACCACCUGCUCCCUGAUGAUGGCCCCCCACCCCACCCAUAGGCCCUCCUCCACAUGCACACUGACUCCAAACCCUGUUCCAAACAAAGGUUCCCCUUUGACCAUAGUUAACUUUCCCAUUUCCUCUCAAGUUAGACCCAAAUGAAAUGAUAUGAAAUCAUUCAAAACUAAAAAUCGACCAAGAAUCUUUUUUUACAGAUACUUUGCAAAUCAAAGAAAAUAUGUCUCUUUUAUUAAAGAGGGAUUACAGUAGCAACAAGUACAGGUGAAAGUUCCUCAGAUCCAUUUUGAGGAGCAUUAUAUCUUUUUAUAUAUACACAUUGAAAUCUCAUCCACAUUACCAGCACUAAUCUUUCAAUGAGCAUUCAACCAUUGUGCUCUUUUUCUUUCAAAGGCUUUUUUGAAAAGCUGUGUCAUCAUUUGUUUCUUUUGAGUGCAUCUUUCACACAUGUUAAGACCUCAAGUAAGAAGGAUCUGACUUUGCCUCUGGUGAAAGGGAAUAAAAGGGAGGAAAACUGUAGGAGUGUGUGCUGCGGCAGUGACAGUGUCGUCUGUUGUAAAGUUCAGAGAUCAGGAUCAACUGCAGCAUCGCCCUUUAAACCAAGAGGGUUUCAGUGUUUUGUUUAAAGGCACUAGAGCAGCGUAGACGCCUGAAUCUGAGUCCUUUGGCUGUGCCACAAAUCAGAGCCACAGGAGGAGAUUUAGAGAGGAGUUUCAGGAAGAGCAUGUUUAUUUCUGGGGGCAGCAAUUUAUAGAAAACUCACAGAAGCACCAAUGAAAUUAGAUUUUUUUCCCCAACCCUGCUGUAACUCACAGGGGUCACUGCGGCUUUUUGCAGAAUUGCUGGCACACUAAGUGAAAAACAAAAAAACAGCUAACAGAAGGUUUUCUUCAAAUGGAGCGACUAAGUAGAUGAUAAAGCAUCUGUCAAAAUUCAUUGUCCCCCCCGGUUGCAAUGGGAAUAAGAAACCCUUUCCCAGAGCAGUUGCAGGAAAGAACGGUUUUAGAAUUUUUUUUUUUUUUAAGUUUUAUGUGGUUUCUGUCUUAGGAGUACCUUAAAGUCAGAGGCAUCACAGUCAUUUUCACUUCAUGGGGUCUUUAAAAAAUAAGACGACAUCAUUUUUUUCCUAUAUUCCAUGACAUUAUACCUACACUGUGGAUACAGAAACAUAGUUCACACAACACUGGACAAGACAUGAAGAUGGGAAAUGAAAGUGACUGCGUGACAGGAGAGGAAAGAAAAAUAAGUUUCUGAGAAAACGACAAGUUUCCCGGAUGGUCGUCACUUAAAUGAGUCAACUCCUCCUGUUUGCUGUGUCAAACGCUAACCACCAACUUGCUAGGCGCACCGUGUAAAAUAUGCCAUGUCAUGCUCUGUGGCUCUCGGCGAGACAAGGACACACACAAACACAAACACACACACAAACACACACACACACACACACAUUUCUCCUCUUUGUCUUUGAGAGCAGCCACUGCCUGAUUCUGUAGGUCAAUGUGGACAAACCGAAGAGAAGAAAACCACACACACACACACACACACACACACACGAACAUAUACACGUACUGGCCUCUGCCUGUUCUCGCUCUGACAGACUGAACUGGGGAGGGCGCGGAUGUGUCAUCACCUGACCUCUGACCUUCGUGUCCCAGAGGGCAUUGGGGUCUCUCUGUCAGGCCCAGUCUAUACCUCAGUUUCUCAUUCUUAGGGACUGUAUACUUUUGUAAAGGAAUGUACCUAUAAAGAAAAAAAAAGAGUGUUAUUAAGUUGUCCCCGUUUUUCAUUUGAUAGUGGAUGUGUAUAUUGUAUGUUCAUAACCAAGAGUAUAUUUAUUUGUAUUUUUUUUCCCCUUUGAAGGGGGAAAAGAGAAACGUUUCAAAUGGUGCAAAAUUAAUGCUAUGAUUGUUGUUCUCCUGAUAACUCCUGUAUGGCUUUGAUCCUCUGAAAAAUAGUCUAUGAGGCAGAAUCCCCUGGUUUGUUAGAUGACCACCGACGACUCAAGCUCACUUGAUUUUAUAAAUCUUUAGUGCUUUACAAAAUAAGCCAUAGAAAGAACUAAUUCGAGAGGGCAAACGCAGAGGAAAAAAAGGUGUUUGCUGGUUUGAACCCCGCUGAUUGGUAGCUUCAGUGAAACUCUAUUUUUUUUGUGUGUGUGCUCAAACUUCAUUUCUGCGUCGUGAAAUAUUCAAAGGUUUAGGUGAAAGAAGACAAACUGUGCAAGUACAAGCCGGUGAAACUCUGGACUGUUUAUGUUUUCACGUAGCUAGACUCAUUUUUACAGCUUGUUCGCCGACUUGUUUGUAGUGGAUGCAGCUUCAUUUUUCCAAGUGCCCACAUCUCAAACUGUCCCCGGCAGUGUGCAGACGCCUCUCCGGCAUUUCUUAUUUUGAAAAUAACAAAUUAUGAACAGGGCUUCUGUCAUAUAUUAUCUGCGGAGUGGUUCAAGCUUUUUGGAAAGCUGAGGCGAGGAUAGCAAUUACAUUUACUCAUGCUACGUUCCAUUUUUCAGUCGUUCAAUCAAUAAUUCAUUUAAAUGUCCACUGGCUGCCUGGGAAUUUUUUUUUAUGCAUUUGCCAAUUUUGAUAGUUGGUCAUAAAUACAGUCCUCAGCAUUUGCUUCCACAUGAAACUGUCAAUUGUAACAAAAGACUCCAUGUUAAAUGAUGGAAUCUGUGUGAAAUAGCCAGAAUAAGCCAUUUUCAGAUACAUAAAGACAAAAAAAGAAAAGAUCAGCCAAUACGUAGUAGUAAUGGAUCCUUGAUGGAAACUCUUGUGUAUACUAGGAAAUAUUAUUGCUUAGGAUAGCAAAGAUACAUUGAUGAAUAAUGCAUACAUAUCCUGUUAGCCUAUAAUGAAGAUAAAGAGGAUGCCUGAGAGGAGGUUAAUGUGCCUCUUUAACUUUAGAUUCAUAGGAACCCAGAAGGGUUGUAAAAAGGGCUAGUAAAUGGCUAUGUUCUUGUAGAACACAUUAACUGUGAAUAUUACCCCUCCUGGAAGUACAUGCAGGACUAAAAUCGAAGGCUUGUGAAUUCUUGAUGCCCCUAAAACUCAAAAACAUGCUACUCGAUUGAGUUCUUUUCAUACACAGUGAAAUGUCCAGUGUUUCAUUUGUUAUUUGUACAAGUCUCUUCUGAAAAAAACGCAGACAAUAGCAAGAGAAAAUUAACAACAAGGUUGGGGAGGAACGUUUUCAGGAGUAGUUUAUAACUUCUCUGUAAGCCAAAUCUCCUGGCCCUGUGCCUGAGCUGACCACAGCACCAACAUACCUUCUAAAAAGUCAUCUCCGUGUCUGACAAAAAGCCUCUCCUGCACUCAGACAACAUCUCAUCUUAAAGGAGAGGAUUGAUGGAGGCCUGACUCACAUCCUCUGGUUGACGGCAUGUGACGGUAUUGGUCUGUGAGGGAUGGAGGGACGGCAGGUACAACAGACAGCGCUGGCGCUCUGCAGAAAACCUCAGCAGGGCUGUAAAGCAGCAGCUUUCGUGCUUUCCCAUCCUGUCGCGCUCAUGUCACAACACCCCCGGUGUCAGGAUGAUGCAUGGCUGUCGCAAGGAUACACCAGAGCCCAAAGCUAGACCAUAAACAGGAUAUCUUCCUUUAAUAAGUGGAUCUGACAGGCUGCAUGAUGUUAAUUUAAUUGCCGUCUUUGAGUGACAUAUUUGUUUUCAGCAGUAUAAGGAAUGCACGGGUGGAGGAUGGCAUGAGCCUGAAUAGGAGCAGACUAUGAAUAACAUGUGAUCCAUCACUUUGGGUGAGCCACAUGCUCCUUUUGAUUGGUUUCGAUACAGUCAUGACUGUGAAAUGAUGUAGAAAGGUUAGUGCCAACUUGUUUGAACCCUUGUUGAUGUGACUGCACCCAAAAUACUGUUUAUUUCUGUGCUCGUUUCAUUCAGAAUUGCAGCAUACUUGACAUUUAUCUGACUGAUGUUUCUUAUUUCCUGUAUUUUGUCAUAAGUGGGCUUUUUUUGUUGUUGCACUUAUUAAGAUGUAGUUAACCGACGUGUUGGCGUGUGCCAUAUUCUCUACUGCCAUAAACAUUCUUUGAUGCUUUUUUACCUCCCUCUGCCAAUCCAUUGUGCUGUUAUGCCCAAUGCCUUGUUAUAGUAUAUAAGCCCAAGACUGAGCACCGGGCAGAAAGGCUGCUUUGCUCAAAGCUGUAUGGUAUAUUCUACAUGCAUAGAAUCCAUAAGAGGAAGAAGCCGCAGUGCAAACAGCUGAAGUUAUUAAGUAGCUGCUCUGAACUGCUACUUGCCAACAAGCUGGCCAGGUUGCCUUGUCUUAGUUUUUAUUGCCACUUGGAUAUAUCUGUAUAUAUAUUGUGGCCAAGUCUCACUGCAGGACUGUGCAGGUAAAGCAGGCGACUGUAGCUCCAGAGAUGGAACUGUACUCACAACGUCAUUGGAUGCUCACCAGUGCAUUGUUUGGCUGAAGAUGAAACAUGAAAUGAAAUGAAAUGCAAAUUAUCCUGGUGAGGUGUCAAACUGUGAAAAACUAAUUUUAAAUUUGUGUUAAUUAGCCAGUAGGGCUGGCUUGGACACAUAAAGUCAGUGCAGACUAAGCAUGCAUCUAUGAACCCCAAUGCUUGCAGGUUGUUAUAGUUCAACAAUCUCUCCAGCUUUCCAUUAUGCUUAACAUUUAAAGUCUACAGUAUUAAACUUUAAAUGAGGAAUGCCUCUGAACAUUCUGGUUUUCAAGUGGAUUAGUGAACACUGAUUUUUGUGUACCACAGCUAGAAACAAUCAUAAAAGACUUUGUCUGUGAGAGUAUUCAGGGUUUCUCUCUGGAGAUGAGGGUAUAUUUUCUCGUUUGUAAUGGAGAACAUUGCUAAAGUUUCCCAGUUUCUAGCUGAGGUACAGAUUAUUUUCAUGUUCACAAAUACUGCCUGAGCCACUCGACAUCAUGCAAACAUCACAGGUGGUUUCUUAAAAUCAGAGUUGUUUCCCUCCAACGGGUUAGAAUGAAAGAAAAAAAAAGAGUCACAUCUGUGCUGCUGUGGUAGUUUUUUUCCCGAGCUGCUUACUUGUAUCGAUAAAAUGGUGCCAAGCUUAUGAGGUUCAAUCUCUGAGACCAGACAAGAGGUUGUGCCAACACAGCGUUUACAAAAAGAAAAAGCAGAAGAAGCUAUUUUUCUCUCGGUCAUGAGGAAACUGAAGGAAAACUAAAUUUACAAAUGGAUAAUUUAUAUCAAAGUCCUCAUUAAUUAUUUCACAAUCUAUUGUACUUUUUAAAUGUUCUGAACGGAACCAUUUUAUAUUGUAUAUAUAUGAAUAUAUUUUGUUUUAUUUUGUACUGUUCAUUGUACUUUGCUUUAAUUUAGAAACAAUAUAAAUAAAGAACAAUACUGUGGCAACAUCCUA
This is a messenger RNA of Dicentrarchus labrax (European seabass), 7694 nucleotides long. It is a transcript of the gene rhbdl1, whose product is annotated as rhomboid, veinlet-like 1 (Drosophila). The record is from RefSeq and is a predicted model, not a curated record. Gene Ontology annotation, molecular function: serine-type endopeptidase activity. Bases 1062 to 2354 code for a protein of 430 amino acids. The transcript is spliced from 11 exons. Gene Ontology annotation, cellular component: membrane. NCBI's taxonomy places the organism in Eukaryota, Metazoa, Chordata, Actinopteri, Moronidae.